AUGGAUUGCGUUCCGGUGAAAAAGGCCGUCGAAUCGCGAAACCAUCAAUUUGGAGGCGCACAAGUUUACAAGGAACACCCGUAUGUUUCGUUGAGGAAACUAACAUGUUCUGUCAGUAAUCCACGUAUUGGACCUUAUCCGAGUCCAAUCGGCAUGGAAGCGCUUGUUAGAAUCAAGGUCGCAUUUGCAUCAAAUCCGGUAUGGUCAUCAAAAAGUGGCUCUUUGGUAGUGAUUGGCAACGACGGUAUCAUGACGGAGUACACGCUGUCCAUAUCGCCAAGCGCAACUGCUGCUUCAAGCACAACGUCAGCUACAACCCAGCCACGACCAAAUCCUGACGAAGCAAUGAUUCAGUGUACUCUAACGCCUGGCGCUCAGUACAAGCAAUCAGCGGAUGUUCGUGCACCGAUCUCUGAGCAAAAUCCGAUGUGUCCCUGGUUCUUCCCUCAAUUUUCUCCUGUAAAAGAAAAAAGCGAAGAAGAAAACACGAAAUGGAUAAGCCAGGUUGGUGCAACUUUGAUCCUGUUUUGGAAUUUUUGA
Gongylonema pulchrum is the source of this 540-nucleotide messenger RNA. NCBI's taxonomy places the organism in Eukaryota, Metazoa, Nematoda, Chromadorea, Rhabditida, Gongylonematidae. The record is from the annotation of a GenBank genome assembly.